Molecule: messenger RNA, 2167 nt
Organism: Erinaceus europaeus (western European hedgehog)
Lineage: Eukaryota; Metazoa; Chordata; Mammalia; Eulipotyphla; Erinaceidae
Gene: AKAP8L
Product: A-kinase anchoring protein 8 like
Exons: 15
Coding region: 78-2090 (670 amino acids)
Cellular component (GO): nuclear matrix; nucleus
Molecular function (GO): DNA binding; protein kinase A regulatory subunit binding
Source: RefSeq, a predicted model, not a curated record
CGUCGCCGCCGGCGAGGGGACUGUCGCGACUUUCGCGGCUGCGGACGGCGGUGCGGGCGGCGCGGGCGGCCGUCGCCAUGAGCUACACAGGCUUCGUCCAGGGUUCAGAGACCACCCUGCAGUCCACCUACUCCGACAGCGGCUCCCAGCCCACCUGCGACUAUGGCUACGGGAGUUGGAACUCCGGGUCGGGCAGGGGCUACGACGGCUAUGGCUAUGGCUAUGGCUACGGCCACGGCCAGGAGAGCAGCUCCGGACCCGGUUCGGGCUACGGCUACGGCCCCGCCGCCCCCGGGCCCUGGACGGCGCCGCGCCCCGGCUCGCUGUCCAACCCCGCGGCGGGCCGCGACCCGGUGCUGUGCCGGAUGAGCCAGCGCGACGUGCUGCCCGACAACGACGGCCACGUGCUGCCACUGCCGGGGGGCGUGUACGGCGCGGGCGCCGAGAGCUCCUGUCUCUGGACGCAGCCUGGGCGGCCCCGGGAGGCUCUGCAGCACAGGUACGAGGCGUUCGAGGCCCCCGAGCCCCGGCCCGGCCCGGCGGAGCGCGAGCGCUGGCCCGGCUACGACUACGGCGGCGGCGAGCCGGAGCCCGACGCGGACGCGGCCUUCGAAGGGCAGCCGGGCGCCUACCGCGACCAGUUCCGCCGCGCGGGGGGCGGCAGCGACGGCUUCGGGCUCGGCCCCGGGCCCGGCCCGCGCACUCAGGGCUGGCGGGACCCCCGCGCCGGCCGCGCGCCGCCGCCCCCGCCCCCGCCGCCGCCGCCGUCGGAGUACGCGCGCGCCUGGGAGGACCCGCUGGGGGCCCGCGGCCAGUGUCUGCCCGGCGCGUCGCGGCUGCCGUCGCUCUUCGCGCACAACAUCAUCCCCGACUACGGCGGCUUCCCGGCGCGCGCGGCCGGCGCCUUCCCCGCGGGCUCCCGGCCCGCCCCGGGCUCCGGCUUCGGCUCCGGCUUCGGCUUCGGCAACGGCAUGAAGCAGCUGCGGCCGACCUGGAAGACCUGGACCAAGACCGACUUCCGGGUCAAGAGGAAGAAGAGGAAGCAGCCUGGCAACUCCGAGGGGCCCGAGGCCAAGGCCGCGCGCACCGACGGCUCCGAGAACAGCGACUCGGACAAUGGCGAGGCCGACAACGAUGAGGGCACCGAGGGGGAAGCCGCCGCCGAGGGCGCUGAAGGCGCCGAGGCCACCGAGAAGGCCCCCAAGCCCGAAGAAGACGAGGAAGGCAAGGAAGCUGGGAAGGAAGGAGCCAGAGACGAGGCCGAGAGGGGGCCCCCGAGCGCGCAGGACGAGGGCGCCGCGUCCAAGCGCAAGCAGCUGGCGGCCAAGAAGACGCAGGACAGGCAGAAGCGGCGCCAGCGGGACCGCAUGGUGGAAAGGAUCCAGUUCGUGUGCUCGCUCUGCAAGUUCCGCACCUUCUACGAGGACGAGAUGGCUGGCCACAUGGACAGCAGGUUCCACAAGGAGCACUUCAAGUACGUGGGUACCAAGCUGCCCAAGCAGACGGCCGACUUCCUGCAGGAGUACGUGACCAGCAAGACCAAGAAGACCGAGGAGUUGAGGAAAAACGUGGAGAACCUCGAUGCUCUGAUCCAGCACAUCUAUAGAGACCAGGACCUGACCCUCGAGAUCGCCAUGGAGCACUUCGUGCGGAAGGUGGAGGCUGUGCACUGCGCCGCCUGCGACCUCUUCAUCCCCAUGCAGUCGGGCAUCAUCCAGAAGCACCUCAAGACCACCGAGCACAACCGCAACCGCAGGGUGAUGCUGGAACAGUCCAAGAAGUCGUCGCUGAUGGUGGCGCGCAGCAUCCUCAACAACAAGCUCAUCGGGCAGAAGCUGGAGCGCUUCCAGAGGGGUGAGAACCCGUUCGUGGACAGCCCCGAGGAGGAGAAGGAGCCGGAGCCCGAGCCCGAGCCCCAGGAAGCUCAGGCGGGCGGCCUGGAGGAGGCGGCGCAGCCCCCCGCGCCCCCCGAGGGCGAGGGCGAGGGCGAGCCCCUGCUGGGCGGCGCGCUGCAGCGCCGGGUGCGCGGCAUCCCCGGGCUCGACGUGGAGGCUGACGACGACGAGGAGGCCGGCGGGGCUGCGCCCUGAGCAGCAGCAGCAGCAGCGGGCGGGCGGGCGGGCGGGGCGGGGCGGGGCGCCCGCACCCCAAUAAACCGCUCCACCGA